Messenger RNA from Paramecium octaurelia, 762 nucleotides. Lineage: Eukaryota; Ciliophora; Oligohymenophorea; Peniculida; Parameciidae. The record is from the annotation of a GenBank genome assembly.
AUGUUACCAUAAAAUCUUUUAGGUUUACAAAUUGCUGAUAAAAUACUAUUCAUAGGAAAGGCGGUGAAAGUUUUGAAAAGACAACAAUAAUUGUUCAUUAAUGAGCAUUAAUCAUUAAUAAAAGAAAUUGAAGUUUAUGAUUCUUAACCUUUAACAGAAUUAUUGAGUAAUUGCAGAAACAGGUGGGCGAAUAAUUAGUUAAUUAAUUGUUGAUAAGCAGGAAUUAUUUAUUCAUUUAAUAAACUUUUACUUACUUAUACUCCUUAAUACUGGUAAUUUUAUAAAGCAAUUCCUUUCUGAUCUUCAUAAAAUGGAUUAUGAUCAAAACAGAGAAAAUGGAAUUGUUUUAUUUUUAAUAAUGGUUUUGAAUAUGGGACAUUCCAAUCUUUAAAUAAUUUAUAGAUUAAAAAUAAUGUAAUUUAAACUAUUAAUGUUUUGAGAAUGGGUCCUGCAAGAGGUCCUGAAGAUUGGAGUGGAGUUUUCAGAGAUGUGAAGCAAUCUAUUGAAAAUGGAUUUACAUUGCAAACUAUCUUUAUUUUAUAAGUUCCAUAGGAUUUAGUUACAAGUAUAGUCUAGCUAUUUAUCAGGAUGAAGAAAACGAUGAAUUUAUUAGAUUGAAAUUGGAAGAAUAGAAAGUUUCUUCCAUAUCAGCGGAAACAAGAAUUUAAAUUUUAAGAAGAAAUUAUUUAAAAUUGGAAAUUGGUUCUGAAGGAGACUUACAUAAUUUAAAAUAAAUUAUUAAAAUGAUGAACUAUAUUUGAU